AUGGAAUUCAGUACUUUGAUCCACUUCUUGCUUCAGGUCGGCAUGGUUGUCGGCCCCGUAACUGGUUAUCUUGAUCAGAUAGCUCAAGUUCGUCGCACUGGCUCGAGCAUAGGUUUCUCGCUGGAUACAUGCGGAGUGUUACUCGUUAGCAAGUUCGGUCAAAAGUUCGAUAUGGUUCUCUUACUACAGAGUAUCUUAAUGAUCAUUGUCCAAUUGAUUCUUCUAUAUGUCUGCGUCGAGUAUCGAUAUCCUAUAUCGCCAUCACCGAAUAGACGAUGGUUCUGGAACUGGUACAGAUAUCGAUCAUACAUUAUAUUUCUGAGUAUCUUAACAGGAACAUUGGGGAUCUUUUACGUGACACUGGGGGGGUAUCAUUGGGCUAUUACGACCUUGGGAUAUAUGGCUUUGGGAAUAGAAAGCACGGUUCCGAUGCCGCAAGCUUGGGAGAACUUUCGACGACAGUCUGUGGAAGGAUUCAGCCCUUUAAUAUUACUCAUGUGGUUCUUUGGAGACACCUUUAAAACCUUCUAUUUCUUGUAUACCGCUUCUCCAUUACAAUUCAUCCUGUGCGGUAUCGUGCAAUUGUCGGUUGACUCGCUCGUUGUUUUUCAGUUUAUAUUGUAUGAUCAUAGAUUGCGAGAAAAACUUGGACUUGAUGGGCGAGAACCGUAUAGACCUCAGAGUUAUAAUGCACUGGACGAGAUUUUGUAA
Molecule: messenger RNA, 711 nt
Organism: Paraglomus occultum
Lineage: Eukaryota; Fungi; Glomeromycota; Glomeromycetes; Paraglomerales; Paraglomeraceae
Source: the annotation of a GenBank genome assembly